Molecule: messenger RNA, 990 nt
Organism: Elgaria multicarinata webbii
Lineage: Eukaryota; Metazoa; Chordata; Lepidosauria; Squamata; Anguidae
Product: olfactory receptor 5V1-like
Exons: 1
Coding region: 1-990 (329 amino acids)
Biological process (GO): G protein-coupled receptor signaling pathway
Cellular component (GO): membrane
Molecular function (GO): odorant binding; olfactory receptor activity; G protein-coupled receptor activity
Source: RefSeq, a predicted model, not a curated record
AUGAGCCCUAAAACAAUGCCCAAUGAAACAGCUCUUUAUGAAUUCCUUAUCUUGGGCUUCUCCAGUCUUCAGGAGUUGCAGCUGCUGGUCUUUUUUAUCUUCCUUGUCACAUACAUCUGUACUCUGGUGGGGAAUAUCUCUAUCAUUACUGUUGCCUUCCUGGACCCUCAGCUUCGCACACCCAUGUACUUCUUUCUAGGGAACCUCUCUUUUCUGGAUAUCUGUUAUACAACCACCAAUGUACCUCAGAUGCUGGUGCACCUCCUCUCUGACAGGAAGAGCAUCACAUACGCUAGCUGUGUAAUUCAGCUCUAUUUCUUUGUCUCAUUUGUGGGCACAGAGUGCAUCCUUCUAGCUGCCAUGGCCUAUGACCGCUUUGUUGCUAUCUGCCAUCCUUUGAACUAUGCAGUCAUCAUGAAAAAAGCACGUUGUCUCCAGUUAGCCUGUGCCUCCUGGGCAAGUGGUUUUCUCAACUCAGCUCUGCACACCUACCUUACUUUCCACCUGCCAUUUUGUGGGGCCAAUCAGCUCAAUUAUUUCUUUUGUGAUAUCCCUCCCCUCCUGAAGCUUUCCUGUGGAGACACCUCAGUUAAUGAGAUCAUUCUGCUUGUUGUUGGGGUCUUCAUAGGAUGGACACCCUUUGUCUGCAUAGUCCUCUCUUACGUCUACAUCAUCUCCACUAUCUUGAAGAUACACUCCAAUGAAGGGAGAUUCAAGGCAUUCUCCACCUGCACUUCACACCUGACUAUUGUCCUCUUGUAUUAUGGGAGUGCCAUCUUCACCUAUGUUCGGCCGAUAUCAACCUACUCAUUGGAAAAAGACAGACUCAUCUCUGUGCUUUACAGCAUUGUCACCCCCAUGUUAAAUCCUUUGAUCUACACCUUCAGAAACAAGAAUAUUAAAGCUGCUCUAAAAAAAACAUAUCUGCAGAAACAAUAUUUAAAAUCAAAGUGUAAAUGUGUUUUAUCAUGUCUUUUUAAAAAUAUUUAG